GCAUUAUCAGUAGUAAGCGAAGACCAGUCCUUGUUUGAGUGUGCCUACGGAACGCCACACCUUACUAAGACAGAGAUGACUGCCUCCUCUUCCAGCGAAUAUGGGCAGACAUCAAAGAUGAGUCCGCGUGUCCCCCAGCAAGACUGGUUAUCACAACCACCAGCUAGAGUCACCAUCAAGAUGGAAUGUAACCCAAAUCAGAUUAAUGGGUCAAGGAAUUCCCCUGAUGACUGCAGCGUGGCAAAAGGAGGGAAGAUGGUCAGUGGCUCAGACAAUGUCGGGAUGAACUAUGGAAGCUAUAUGGAAGAGAAACAUGUUCCACCACCAAAUAUGACAACUAAUGAACGAAGAGUGAUUGUUCCAGCAGAUCCUACAUUAUGGAGUACCGACCAUGUACGUCAGUGGUUGGAAUGGGCCGUGAAGGAAUAUGGUCUUCCAGACGUUGACAUCUUGUUGUUCCAGAACAUUGAUGGGAAGGAACUGUGUAAAAUGACCAAAGAUGACUUCCAGAGACUCACCCCAAGCUAUAAUGCAGAUAUCCUCCUCUCACACCUACACUACCUCAGAGAGAGGGGUGCAGCUUUUAUUUUCCCAAAUACUUCAGUUUAUCCAGAAGCAACACAAAGAAUUACAACCAGGCCAGAUUUAUCAUAUGAACAAGCCAGAAGGUCAGCAUGGACAAGUCAUAGUCACCCUGCUCCUCAAUCAAAAGCUACCCAACCAUCAUCAUCAACAGUGCCCAAAACAGAAGACCAGCGACCUCAGUUAGAUCCAUAUCAGAUUCUUGGACCAACCAGCAGCCGUCUUGCAAAUCCAGGGAGUGGACAGAUACAACUGUGGCAGUUUCUGCUGGAACUCCUGUCUGAUAGCUCCAAUUCCAAUUGCAUUACCUGGGAGGGCACCAAUGGAGAGUUCAAGAUGACUGACCCUGAUGAAGUAGCCCGGCGCUGGGGAGAAAGGAAAAGCAAACCCAACAUGAACUAUGACAAACUCAGUCGUGCACUCCGUUACUACUAUGACAAAAAUAUUAUGACUAAAGUCCAUGGUAAGCGUUAUGCCUACAAGUUUGACUUCCAUGGAAUAGCUCAGGCCCUCCAGCCUCAUCCUCCAGAGUCAUCCAUGUAUAAGUAUCCAACAGACCUACCCUACAUGAGCCCCUACCAUGCACACCCUCAGAAGAUGAACUUUGUAGCUCCCCAUCCUCCUGCUUUACCUGUAACUUCCUCCAGCUUUUUUGCUGCCCCUACUACAUACUGGAAUUCACCAACUGGAAGUAUCUACCCUAAUACUAGGCUUCCAGCCACCCAUAUGCCUUCUCACCUUGGCACCUACUACUAA
Molecule: messenger RNA, 1338 nt
Organism: Emys orbicularis (European pond turtle)
Lineage: Eukaryota; Metazoa; Chordata; Testudines; Emydidae
Gene: ERG
Product: ETS transcription factor ERG
Exons: 8
Coding region: 76-1338 (420 amino acids)
Biological process (GO): regulation of transcription by RNA polymerase II; cell differentiation
Cellular component (GO): nucleus
Molecular function (GO): protein binding; sequence-specific DNA binding; DNA-binding transcription factor activity, RNA polymerase II-specific
Source: RefSeq, a predicted model, not a curated record